This is a messenger RNA of Scheffersomyces coipomensis, 3729 nucleotides long. RefSeq lists its product as uncharacterized. NCBI's taxonomy places the organism in Eukaryota, Fungi, Ascomycota, Pichiomycetes, Serinales, Debaryomycetaceae. Bases 1 to 3729 code for a protein of 1242 amino acids. The transcript has a single exon. The record is from RefSeq and is a predicted model, not a curated record.
AUGGCAAAAGUACUAGCUAAAGCUUCAAGUCUUAAUUAUAAAAAACCAUCAUCAAAUACAUCAGAAACCAAUUACAAUGGAAAUAUAAGAAGUCAAACUCCUCCUAUAAGAUCAAUUUCUUCUUCAAAUUCAAAUACAAGAUUUGCUCUGUUAACUCCUCCUCCUCCACCACUUUCAACUUCAAUGUUAAGAGCUGUCAGUACUCCACUGCCAGUUGGUAGAUCUCCUAUGACUUCUUCUCCAUCAUCGUCAUCUUCAUUAAACCUUUUGCAUAAUAAUACUAAUCUUAAUAAUAAUUCUAAUCAUAAUCAUGUCAAUACUAAUAAUAAUUCAUCACCAGAGAAUGAUAAGUUAAUCAAAUCUUUAUUAAAACAAUUUAAAAAGUUGGAAAAUGAAUUAAAUAAGUUCAAUUCAAAGAAAUAUAAUCAUUCAACUACAAGUCCAUCAUUAAAAGGAAAUAUUUUAAGAACUUCAUUAUUACCAUUCUUGAGAUCAAAUAAUAAUCUUGAUAUUUAUUUCUCCAAACAUUCUCAAAUUUAUAAAAGUUUAAAUACAGUGAUAGUAUCGAUAUUAAUUAAAUGGUGGUAUUCAUUGAUUGGAAAUUUAACCAUGACUUCUAAAACUUCAACCACUUCAAAUAGUGAUAGUAAUAAUCGAAACUCACCUCAACCAUCUUCUCCAGCAACUACUCCUGCAUCAACUUCUCAUACUGCUCCACCAUUUCCUAUUUUAUAUUCUUCCAUUCCCGCCAGUGAUAGAAAUGCUUACCUUGAAUGUAUAUCAAGAAUCGUAUCUAGAGAUGAAUGGAAUUAUGUCGAUGUGGAUAUGUAUAAAGAAUAUGAGAAUUUAUUGGUGAUGACUUUGGAUUAUUCCAUCGAGAGAAUGUCAAAUUUAAAGAAUUUAUCAUUAUCAGUAUCAGCAUUCAUUGGGAAAAUAUUUGCUUAUAGUUUUUUCAAAUUACCAAAUGUUAGUAAUGCUCUUUUAUUUUUAUUGAAUGUUAAACAAAUCAUGUUUGAAAAUACGGUGAAAUUAUUAGAUGAUACUGAUUCUGAUAAUCAAGAAUUAAUCCAACAAUUAUAUUCUAUCUUCCCAACUCAUUUGCAUUAUUUAAUUGAUUUUAAAGGGAUCUCAAAUUUAGCUAUGAAAGGUCAAAAGAUUAUGUUUAAUUGUACUCCACCUCCAAAACAUCCUGUUAAUGGUAUUAAAGAUCCUAAUGGAAGUUGGGUUAGAAGAUGGUGUAAUUGUGAUUCUAAUGUUUUCAAUUCAUUCUUUAGACAUUAUUUAACAAUUGUAAGUGCUCAAAUCACUCGUCAAAGUCAAGUCGAACCAGUUGAUUUCAGAGUAUUGUUGAAUUGUCCUGGUUUUAAUGUGAUUAUAAGUCAUAUAUUUCAUAUUUUCCAAAUGUCAAUCUCAAGAAUAUCAAAUAAUAAUUCAAAAUUCCAACAACAAAUGUCCAUAUCUUCACCUUUGAAUCCAACCAAUAUGAAAUCUUCAUCCUCAAGAUUAUCUCCUCCAUUACCAAAUCCAUCGCCAUCUGGUGGUCCAACUUUGGCUCCUCCGCCUCCCCCUCCUCCAUCAAACAUUCCAAUUAAGCAAACUGAUAUUUAUUAUAAUUCAUUAAUUAAAAUCUUUAAAACUUUAAGAGAUGUCAUUCAUGCCAGUAAAGAUGAUGAUGAUAUCAUUACUAUUGGGUUGAUUAAGUAUUUUGAUACUUUGUUCAUUUCAAUUGCUCAAGAAACUAGUAUUUAUGAUUUCAAUAAGAAUGGAUUGAUCCUUACUAUCGCUUAUGAAUUUAUUAAUCAUGUUACUAAUAAUAAUGAUAUCCAAUUAAAUUCUAAUCAUAAUAAUGCUAAUAAUAAUACUACCACCACUAAUAAUAAUAAUCAAUCAUCAUCAGGUAAGAAUUUUAAUAAUUUGAUUGAUUGGGAAUUCUGGUUAAGUUGUAAUUACAUGAUGAUUCAAAAUACUGAUCAUAUUCAAAUCUUAUUAAAGAAUAUAUCAUUUUUAUUUAAUAUUUGGGAUAUGAUUCCUGAAUCAUUAUCUAAAUUUGCUUUCAAUAAAGAUGAUAAGAUUAAUAAGAGUCAUAAGAAACCUAUCCAUUAUCAUUGGUUAGUUGAUUUAAAUGAAAGUUUUAAAUUUAAUUUCAUGAAUUAUUUGAUUUCGAAUAAAAGCUUUAUAAGAUUCAUAACUCAUUGGAAUCCAAUAAUUAGAUCUUACUAUCUUCGUUUAUUAACUUGGAGAAUCAUUGGAAUUAAUAAUUAUCAAUCAUCAAUUAUGAUUCAAACUACUAAAAGAGUUCAAAAGAAAUUGAAUAAAUGUUAUGAGAUCUUACAUAAAUUCACUCUUGAGUAUCAAAAUCUUACUGGUGAGGAAUAUAAUUUUGAAUUGAAUUAUAAGCCAGAUAAUCCUUUAGUUAAUCGAAAAUUUGGUAUUUUACCUAUCAGUGGUAAGAAUGAUUAUUAUUUAUCUAUUCAAGAUGAUAUUACUCCUUCAGCUCCAUUAACGUCUUCUGGUUCUGAUAUGUUGACUGCCACUUCAUUCAAAUCAAGUGAAUUGAGAAAGACUCAUGCUUAUGAAAUACUUGAUGAAGCCAUUUAUACUUGUUCAACUUUAACUGAUGAAAGUUCCACUACCAGUAAGAAAUCGAGUUCAUCUAUUUCAUUAAGAUCUUCUUCAUCUUCCAAUUCAAUUUCUAGUAAUUCAAGUACUUCAUCCUCGUCUAAAUCCAAAAACCAUUCCAUUGUUAGUUCUAUUGGAAAGUUAUUUAAGAUUUUAUCCAUUGAUGAAAAUGAAGUUUCUAAAGGUGGUAAUGCUGAUAUUGAUAAUAAUAAUACUUCAUCUUCAGAUAAUGAAGCUGAACCUCCAGUUACAAGAAAUUCAGCUUCUUUAACUUCAUUAUCAACAUCAUUUUCUUCAUUGAAAUCAAGAUCGUCAAGUCCAAGCUUAAUGUCCUUUGUAUCUACUCCAACUUCAAUUACUGAUUCUACAUCUUCUUCCGUUAAGGAUUCUGAUUCUGAAUCAUUAUCAUCGAGUAUUCAAACUAUUGAUAUUAAAGGUAAAUCAUCAUCUUCAAAGUCUUCUUCAUCUUAUACAUCAUUUUAUAAUGCUCAACCUACUGAAUUAGUAAGAGUUCCACCUGAAAUCAUCAGACCAAUUUAUAAAUUCGAUAUUAUUGUUGAUCAUGAAUCACUUAAUGAAAAAUUUACUUAUGUAAAUAAUCAAAAUCAACAAAAGUAUAAGACUAAAUCUGAACCAAUUAAUUAUCAACAACCUAAGAUUAGUUAUUUUCCAUUAUGUCCUCGUAUACCAUUAAUCUCCAUCUUUAUGAAUAAUGAUAAUUAUGGAUCUAAAUUUUUCAUUAAUGAUGAAGAAGAAUUAUUUAUUGAAAACUUUGGUGAAGAUGGUGAUGAAGUUGUUGUUGGUGGUGGUAAUAGAUCAUCAUCAUAUAAAACUGAAUUAGAAUAUGAUGAGUUAUUCAAUUACUUCCAAGUAUCGACUGCUUCCAGAAAGGACAGUAGUAAGAUCAUUAAAUUGGUUAAUUUAGGAAGAAGUCUUAAUGAAUUGAAUUUAUUAAUUGAAGAAUUUAAAUUAUUCUUGAAUAAGAGAAUUGAAGUUGAUCAAUUCAAUCAAGAUCUUUCAAGUAUUAAUGAAUUCAUUUAUUUCAAAAAGAUCAUUCCAUUCUUAUCAGUUGAUAGUUCUAAUGAACUUAAAUUAUUGAAUGCCAGUUAG